Molecule: messenger RNA, 195 nt
Organism: Amoebophrya sp. A25
Lineage: Eukaryota; Dinophyceae; Syndiniales; Amoebophryaceae
Source: the annotation of a GenBank genome assembly
GGUGAACGAAAUCACGCAGCUAUCAGUGCAGAUGAUUGGGCCACCGUUGGACGACGAUUCUCAGAACUACAUCUCAGACGCCUUUCAGACGUUUCUGAGUUGUGUUCCGCGCUGCGUCUCGCUGGGCGAAGUGAUCACGGUACCCUGCCGCCAGUACCCGGCAAGCAUGGACCAAGUGUUGACAAUGGAACGGGG